AUGAAGCAGCAAAUAUUUCGACUCCUCCAUCUGUUCGCUGCAAUUUCUCUUUCUCACAGCGAGUCCGUAUUCUUCGAAAACGGCACCAUUAUAUCUUUUAAUGAAACGAGCGGUUCCGUAGAAAUACUGCGCGAUCACUCUCUCCUUGUUGUCAACGAUAUCAUUAGCGCAAUCUUCCCUACAAAUUCAACAAGCUCAAUCCCAGCGGAAACUACUCGAAUCUCAGUCGAAGGAGACAUAUUGUCCCCUGGCCAUGUCGACACUCAUCGCCACGUCUGGCAAACCGCUCACCGCUCUAUCGGUGGCACUGGUACCCUAGCAGAAUAUCUCACGAGAUGGACGAACACAACAAUCGCUGCAAGAAUCUACGACGCGGAAAUAUCUUAUUUUUCAGAGCUGGUCGGACUCUGCGAAGCUGUUAGUGCAGGCGUUACAACUAUCGUGGAUCACGCAUCCGGAUCUUUCACGAGCGACAUUGUUGAUGCAUACAUCCAGGCUACCAAGGACAGUGGUAUCAGGAGCAUCUUCGCAUACAACUUGGGAGGCUACGAUACCGUAUCAUUCGACGAACAGGUUGAGCAUUUUAAGACUUUGAUGACUGAUGGGACUCUGACUGGGAGUACUGUUAGUCUUGGUAUCUCUUAUGAAAGAUGGACUUUUGGUAUAGAAUCGGAAGUACAAGCCAUCUCUGCGUUAAUUAGUGAGUUUGACAUUGCUGUGCUCGAGACGCAUGCGGUCGGCGGCGUAUACGCAACAGAAAACAACCCGUCUGUACUGUCACAGAUAAAACUGGCCAACGGAACGCACCUUCUGAAUACUACGGUGCCCGUCGUGUUCGUACACGGCACAUCUCUCACGGCCACAGAUCUGACGUUAUUGCGCACCUACAAUCAUUACAUGGCGUAUGCUCCGGAGUUUGAAAUGUCGCACUCCCGAGAGGUGGGCCAACAGCAUCUCGCCAUGGAUCAAGCAUCCCUCAGCGUAGGCACGCAUUAUACAAACAGCGGCGAUCUGAUCACCCAAGCGAGGAUCUGGCUCCAGAAUGUUCGCGAGCGUUUGAUGACUCACCUUACCACCGAGGAAAGAAUUGUGGUGAACCGCAAUCCGAUGUCUACCAAUCAAGGCUUUUUGCUGGCCACAAGGUCCGGGGCUCAAGCUAUACGACGCGAUGAUCUUGGUGUGUUGCGUGUUGGGGCCAAGGCAGACAUUGUAGUAUACGACGGAAAGGCGCCGGGACUGCUGGGUUGGAGUGAUCCUGUCACUGCUGUUCUCUUGCACUCCCACGUAGGACAUGUCAAACAUGUCCUUGUCAAUGGAAAGAUUUGGAAAAGAGAUGGACGAAUUGUGCACCAAGGUUGUCUGAGCACCAACACAAGCAAUAUUGAAGAAGGGUUCCUCAAGGCUGCCAAAACGGUCCAGCAAUUCUGGAACGAGAAUCCAGUGUCACUAGAAGGUGCAUUCCUGACGGGUUACAGUUAUGGUGGAAGGGAUGAUAUGGACGUUGUUCGAGGCCCAGCGACUGGGUAUUGA
Molecule: messenger RNA, 1530 nt
Organism: Alternaria arborescens
Lineage: Eukaryota; Fungi; Ascomycota; Dothideomycetes; Pleosporales; Pleosporaceae
Exons: 2
Coding region: 1-1530 (509 amino acids)
Cellular component (GO): cytosol
Molecular function (GO): deaminase activity
Source: RefSeq, a predicted model, not a curated record